Molecule: messenger RNA, 2993 nt
Organism: Tachysurus vachellii
Lineage: Eukaryota; Metazoa; Chordata; Actinopteri; Siluriformes; Bagridae
Product: protein APCDD1-like
Exons: 6
Coding region: 373-1908 (511 amino acids)
Biological process (GO): negative regulation of Wnt signaling pathway
Cellular component (GO): plasma membrane
Molecular function (GO): Wnt-protein binding
Source: RefSeq, a predicted model, not a curated record
ACUAGCAAAAGGCUCCGAUUUUAGAGAUCAGUCUUCAGUGGUGAUGGCGAACCUGGAGUUGAAUGUUCGCUAACGGGAGUUGUCUUUUAGCUCAUCUGAAAUGCGUUCACUCUUUUUUCUGUUCUAAAAAAAAACUCCAAACGCUUAGAACACCGACAAAAAUCACCGGUUCUUCAGUUCGGUUCAUCAGCGCGAGCGCUACUCUGCUGGGCUACGAGCCGACACUUCUUCCCACACUCGCGGUUCAUCAGGCGACUCAGCGUGGAUCAGGAGGCUCAGUGUGAACCUGCAGAGUCUCCAGCGGUUUCUUUAAGGGUUUUAUGAUUUGCGCUUUAUUUUGCCAGCGCCAAAGUAGAACUGCAUGAAGACUGCAUGAGGAGAAUGGACAUGACUGUAACACUGCUGCUGCUGCUUGCAGGAUGGACACUGGGCUCAUCUCUGUAUGUCGCGGAUGGUCGAUCACCUCGUCUGGCUCUGGAGAAGAGCUUGAGCUGGCCACCUAAAGACACGCAGUGUCAGCAUAUGCUAAAGCGUCUGCAUAAUGGAGCUCGUGUUACCGUGCAGAUGCCCCCCAACAUAGAAGGCCAUUGGGUCUCCACCAGCUGUGAGGUACGUCCUGGCCCAGAGUUCAUCACCCGCUUCUACCACUUCCAGCACAACCACACCUUUCAGGCCCAUCAGUUCUACUACGCUGACAACCAGUGCACAGUGCCCACCUACACACUGGUGAUUCAGGGCCGUGUGCACAUGCACCAGGCCUCGUGGGUCAUUCGCGGUGGCACAGAGGCUGAUUACCACAUCCACGACAUACAGGUGGUGUGCCACUCUAUGGACAAAGCCAAGGAGCUGAGCAGGCGUUUGUUACAGAGCUGCGAGGAAACCAAAGGCACCUCCUUGGAGCUGAACAAAAGUUAUGAGCUGUGUAGUGAGGAAGGAAGCUGCAACUGCACUCAUGACAUGAAUUUCGCCAUGCCUGAGCUGCAGCUGCUGCGGGUCGAGAAGCAAUACCUGAACAGGAACGUGGAGCAGCCCGUGGAGGAGCUCUUCCUAGGUGAUAUUGAUACUGAACCGCACCGGAGGAUAAGCCACAGGCCCUCGAGCUAUCAGCCGCCACUGCAGAACGUCAAGAGUCAUGAGCAGAACUGCAUCGCGUGUCGGCUCAUCUCACACUCGGACGAGUUCCACCCUCCGAUCCUGCCGCCACAGCCUGAGCUCGCUGUGGACCUCUAUGGCCAAUGGGUUUCCCAGCGGUGCGAAGUUCGCCCAGAUGCACUCUUCCUCACAAGACAUUUCUUCUUCCACGAUAACAACAACACAUGGGAGGGUCACUACUACCACUACUCAGAUCCCAUCUGCAAGCACCCAACUUUCAGCAUCUUUGCCAGGGGGAGGUACAGCCACGGUGUCCGCUCCACACAAGUCAUGGGUGGAACCGAGUUUGUCUUUAAGGUGACGCACAUGCGGGUGGUACCGAUGGACCCAGGCACUACAUCUCUCCUGAACAUUUUUAAUGGGAAUGAAUGUGGUGCUCAAGGCUCAUGGCAGAUUGGAGUGGAGCAGGACGUGACACAGACCAAUGGCUGCAUGGCGCUGGGAAUCCGCCUUCCACACACCGAGUAUGAGCUCUUUCGAAUGGAACAGGACCCUCACGGUCGCUACCUGCUCUACAAUGGCCAGCGGCCCAGCGACGGCUCCAGUCCUAACCGGCCUGACAAACGUGCCACGUCCUACCAGACGCCGCUGGUGCAGUGCUCAGUCAACAGCCAGAAGUCACAGGUCAAUCUUAGUCACCAUACAAAACUGCACCAAAGGUUGAACAACAGCUGUCGCCCAACUCACCAAAGCUACUUGAUGGAAACUGUGGUCAUUGUUGGAUUUAACAUGCUGAUUAUGUACUUCUUUGGUUGAAAGAACUACCCCAGAAGCUGAACUGAUGUUUCUGUACAUCUUUGUACAUAUCGACACAAGGAGGAUCAGAGAUAUCUAAGAACACACUCUGGCUAUCUGGGAACAAAAUUACUUGACGUACUUGAGCAUUCUGCUCAUUUUUCUGGUUUCUGGGAUACAGUUGGAAUAAAUGGAGAUGGAGAAGCAUGUGGAGAGGCAGAAUGUCUGUUUUGUCUGCCUCUGUACUGAACAGACUGCAAAGAACUGAAAUUGCUGCACCACAGUAACUGCACUUUAAAAAAAAAUAAUUCAAGCAUGACUGGGAACUUUUACAGUUCCAAUUUGUUAAAAAAAAGAUAAUUCUUGUUAUCAGCUUCAUCAAAGAGGGGUUCCUGUUUAUUCUCUCAACCUUUACUGUAGAUGUUUAUGCUAAGAAAGAGAUAUUUUUCUAUGGUAUGAUGUGUGUUUGUGUGCAAGAGCAUUUGAAAUGUCAAAAUGAACCGAUUCAGGGUCGCGUCGCUUGAAAGGGAACGACAUUGUACCAUAUUAUCGGUCAUGAAUUCUUACUGGACAGUAAAAAAAAUUAACAUUUGUUUUUCUUCCGUGAAACAGGAACGGGUAAAACUGCGACACAGUGUUCAUGUUUAGUUUGGAGCAGAGUUGGAACAGGGCGGCUGACAGGGCCAGUUCUGAUUUCCUGAUGGUUCAUGAGGUCUGCAUGUGUGCCGUAAGCUAUCAUUUUUGCAUACUGUAUUGGGUUAUGGCACGAAGAACAUUCAAUUGUGGCUUUGGAUGUUCCACCAAAAACUGACAUUCUUCCCUGCAGUUUGAUCUUUUGAGGAAAUAAAACGGCAAUAUUAAUUUCCCCCACUGGUAUAACUUGUGUUUGCUGAAAAAGCAAGCAGAGUAAAAUAUGAUCCUGUUUGAGACAAGAGGUUAUGAGGCAUUAUAGAUCUUUAUGUUUGUUUUGAUACAGAGUACUAUAUUGUUACUAAAGCCUAUGUAGAUCCACAGCUGAACUACGUGCAUCAUUACCUGCAAGUGCCUUAAAAAGACAUUGUCCUAAUAACUGGAUUGUAAGACUAGAAAUAAAAUAUUUAAAUGGA